CUCACAGGGUGGCUCUACUUUUCAUUUGCACUCAAAUAAUUUUGCUGCCUCCUCUGCAGCUGCCAGACCUGUUCCUGCUGCUGCUCAGGGAGAGCGUCUGCAGAGUACCUUGCUGACCACUGAGAACAUCAUGAGCUCAAGCUAUUGGAGUGAGAUGAGCAGCAGCAGCUGUGGGACUCCACAACCCCCAGAGGUGCUGCAGUGCCAGCCCCAGCAUUACCACUGUUAUCAUCAGUCAAGCCAAACCCAGCACCCACCAGAAAAAAAUGUAGUGUAUGAGAGAGUGAGGACCUACAGUGGGCCCAUGAACAAAGUUGUUCAGGCGUUGGACCCCAUCAGCUCACAGGAAGUUCUCUCUCCUCUCAAAACUGCCUCCUCCUACCAAAAUUUGGUUUGGAGCAACCAUUCUCAGGAACUCCAUUCACCAACAGUGAAAGUCAGUGCAUAUCCACAGACUACUAUUAGGAGAUACAUAGUACAAAAUCCUGAACAGGAACCACUUUCUCCAUUCCUAAGAGGAGGCCAUUUCUUCCCAGGAAACAAUGUUAUUUAUGAAAAAACAAUAAGAAAAGUAGAGAAACUAAAUAUGGAUCAGGAAUACUAUCCACAGAUCCAAUGCCAUCAUCACAUUGUCCAAGAACCUCAGAUCAUCCACUCUCCACAUUGUCAUCAAUCCCAUUCUAGCCAACAAAUCCAAACCAUCACAGGAAGUGAUUCAAUUUCUACAAACACUGGAAAUGAACUGUGCCAUGGUAGAUCAAGCCAUAUACAUGAUCAGGUGAUAAUUCAAGAUGAUGGCUCUGAAAAGUUGGACCCCAAAUAUUUUGGAGAGUUACUUGCUGAUCUAAGCCGUAAAAAUACAGAUCUGUAUUAUUGUUUAUUAGAACAUUUGCAGAGAAUUGGAGGAAGCAAAGAGGACUUUGAGUCUACAGAUGAAUCAGAAGACAUUGAAUCCUUGAUUCCUAAAGGAUUGUCAGAGUUUACAAAACAACAAAUUCGUUAUAUUUUGCAGAUGAGGGGUAUGUCUGAUAAAUCACUCCGGCUAGUGCUGUCCACAUUCAGCAACUUACGGGAGGAGCUUGGACAUCUUCAAAAUGACUUGACAUCACUGGAAAAUGACAAGGUUAGACUUGAGAAAGAUGUGGCAUUCAAAGAAACUCAAAUAAAAGAGUAUGAAGAACUUUUAGCAUCAGUGAGAGCAAAUAACCACCAGCAACAGCAAGGACUUCAAGAUUCAACCUCAAAAUGCCAAGCAUUGGAAGAAAACAAUCUCUCUCUUCGACAUACACUAUCAGACAUGGAAUAUAGACUAAAAGAACUGGAAUACUGUAAGCGUAAUUUAGAACAAGAGAAUAAAAAUCUUAGAAUACAGGUUUCUGAGACUUGCACAGGCCCAAUGCUGCAGACAAAAAUGGAUGAGAUUGGGAACCAUUACAUGGAGAUGGUAAAAAACUUAAGAAUGGAGAAAGAUAGAGAGAUCUGCAAGCUAAGGACUCAAUUAAAUCAGUACCAAAAAGAUGUUUCAAGAAGAGAAGGAAGUUGCAGUGACUUCCAAUUCAAGCUUCAUGAACUGACAAGCUUGCUGGAAGAGAAGGAUUCCCUUAUAAAGCGUCAGUCAGAGGAACUCUCAAAGUUGAGACAAGAAAUAUUUUCAUCUUAUAACCAACCCUCCAGUGGUGGAAGGACUACUAUUACCACUAAAAAGUACAGGACACAAUAUCCAAUCCUAGGCCUCCUUUAUGAUGACUAUGAAUAUAUACCACCAGGUAGUGACACACAGACUAUUGUGAUUGAGAAAACAGAAGACAAAUGGACUUGUCCAUGAAUGGAUCCCCAACUCAAAGGAGCUUUUUGUGCAUCUACAUUAGUACUUUUCCAUACAUUUUCCGUAACUAAUGGUCAAUCAAAAUAUUGAACCAUGCAACUACCCAGUAAAUUUAAUGGAAUGAAUUAUUUCUGCAGAUAACAAUUUCUCCAGCCACUAAUGAGGCUUUUCUAUCACAUUUUUCAAUAGCAUUCAAUAGUAUUCAAUAGUAAAAUCUGCUUGUUUAAACAUCAAUUCCAGACACUGUAGAACAUAAUACACUGUUUUUUCAGUUAGGGUACUUCCUAGACACUGAACUAAUUUGUUGGGGUAGAGAUUUUACAAGUUAUUCCAUUACAAAUUUUAAAGUAAAUACUGCUUUUUAACCAAAAAGAAGGCAAAACUAUUGAAUUUUUUUUAAGUUAACUAUAUUGUAUAUACAGCAUGUUUGCUUUUCUCACAUUAAACUCUGUGACUAAUAGAGAUGCUCUAUUACAUGCUAUUUAUACCUUUUAGAGACAUAACUAAAUUGAAGGUGAUGGUUAAUUUCAUUUACCAGGGAAGUAGGAUAAUAUCUUUUAAAAUAACUAAAUCCACUAAAUUACACAUUAUACUACUGUGAUUCUAAGAACAUAUCAGUGGUUUGGCUUGGCAAAUCUGUUCUUUCAAAGCAUAUCAUCCUCAAAUGAGUCUAUCCAAUUCCUUAGAAAUAUGUAAUACUAUUUUGUAGGAGUGGGUAGAAGGAAGGCGGGCUUUUUAAUAGAAGUAUACAACAUGUAAUACUGAAUUGUUGCAUUAAGGCUUUGGGAAUAAAAAGAGCAAGAACAAAUACUUGA
This is a messenger RNA of Mustela lutreola (European mink), 2640 nucleotides long. RefSeq names its product POF1B actin binding protein (gene POF1B). Gene Ontology annotation, cellular component: adherens junction; bicellular tight junction; actin filament. The transcript has 16 exons. Gene Ontology annotation, biological process: actin filament organization; epithelial cell morphogenesis; bicellular tight junction assembly. The record is from RefSeq and is a predicted model, not a curated record. Bases 131 to 1825 code for a protein of 564 amino acids. NCBI's taxonomy places the organism in Eukaryota, Metazoa, Chordata, Mammalia, Carnivora, Mustelidae. Gene Ontology annotation, molecular function: actin filament binding.